AUAUUAUCAUGAUGUUAUUUAACAUUAUGCGCUUCGUGAGUAACAGAAAAAGUGCGUCUCAUUUCGUUCCCUGUAUCGUGAAUCUGUUUCGUGUGAAUACAAAUUCAGACACUGCAAUAGUGAUACGGAGCUUUUUCGAACCAAUUGAUUCACAAAAUGAUUCAGUGAAUCGAUUCACUUGAAUCACCGCGCGCUGACGAGACAUUGCUGCUCCAAACAAGUCACAAAGUGUCCAAACACACAGAAAAACUCCUGCUGAAGCGACUGAGAUAUAUGUAACACACUGUUAUAAAGAUGGAGUUUAUUAAAGAGGAGAGUGAAGAUGUAAGGAUUGAAGAAACAUUCAGAGUCAAACAUGAAGAAGAUACUGAGGAACAAACAGACCAGAUGGUGCUGAAAGAGGAGUAUCAAGAACUGAAUGAAACAGAAGAGAAAGAUCUUGAUUUUAUGACCUCUCAGAAAAGUGCUCUGGAGACUGGAACUAGAGGUAGUUUCAUCUGCCAGCAGUGUGGAAAGUGUUACAAUCAGAAAGGAAACCUUAAAGUUCACAUGAGAGUUCACACUGGAGAGAAGCCUUUCACCUGCCAACAGUGUGGAAGAAGUUUCCCACGAAAAGAAAGUCUUAAGUCUCAUAUUCGAAUUCACACGGGAGAGAAGCCGUUCACAUGUGAUAAGUGUGGAAAGAGUUUCUCUCAUAAAGGACCCCUUCAUACUCACAUGAUUGUUCACGCCGGAGAGAAACCUUUCACCUGCAAACUGUGUGGAAUAAUGCUCAAUCGAAAAGGAAAUCUGAAGACUCACAUGAGAGUUCACACUGGAGAGAGGCCGUUCACAUGUGAUCGGUGUGGAAAGAGUUUCACGCGUAACGAAAGCCUUAAUUACCACAUGGGGACUCACUUAAGAGAGAACAGUUUUAUAUGCCAUCACUGUGGAAUAAGCUGUACAAAUAAAGCAAACCUCAAGACUCACAUGAAAGUUCACACUGGAGAGAAGCCUUACACGUGUCUUCAGUGUGAGAAGAGUUUCAAAUAUCAAAAAGAUCUGAAAAGGCAUUUACAAACUCAUUCUGCCAAGAAAACGCAGUGUUCUGAGUGUGGCAAGAGGUUUAGAAAAAGUAGCAAUUUCAAAAAUCACUUUUGCCUUCAAUCUGGUGAAAGAAGGGUAGCCGUGGAUUCUUGAAAAGCCUGCAAAAGCAUUACGUUCACUUUCAACAAAUCCAUGAGAAGUAUCAAAUAACAAAUAAACAGUUUGCAAAGGUCUCAAUUUUUUGGAACCCAUGCAAGAGACACUUAAGGCAAACAUUUUUGAUUAGCUGCAGAUUGUCAUGGUCACUUAUUUACAUGCUAACAAAGAUGCUAGAUUUGGGGUGUUUAGGUGGACAAGAAGUAAUUGUGAAAUGUAAAUUUAGCAGUAAUUGACCUGAAAGUAUUUUUCCUGACUCUGAGCUUGUGAAAACUUUGACAAGUAGAUGAGACAAAACUGCCUUGUUAUAUACUUUUACUAUUGACCAGGGCUGCGUUUCCCAAAAGCCCCGUAAGCCUAAAUUGAUUGUAGCUCCAUUGGUGGCAAUGGGUCUAUGAUCAACUUAGGCUUACGGUGCUUUUGGGAAAUGCAGCCUUGGUCUUUUCAUGAUCAGAUUAGAAAAACGCAUGAAGUGAACAGGGGCCUCAUUUAUAACCAUUGUGUACAAAAACAGCCCCGAAAGAUGCGUAUGCCACUUUUUGCGUAAAAGGUGGGAUUUAUAAAAACAAACUUGACUGGAAAAUUUGAGCACAUGCACGAAAACUCUGCGUACAAACUCUUUUUCCUGGAGUGAGAAAAUUCAUUAAGUAAGAACUCUCUUUUCAUGUCGAUAUAUAUACAUUACAUAUUCCACUCUGAUAUGGAGAUAAGGACUGAAAUUACGCAGAACUUAAACAUUUGUAGUAAAUUUUUCCUCUUUUAUUGACAGUGAGGAGUGCUAUAGGUGCACAAUAAUUCAUCUUUAAACUGAUCUUCAGAUCUCAUGUUAUGAGAAAAUACUUUUUAGUGAAAACAAUGAUCAAUGAUGCGCACUUACUUCGAUAUUAUGGUGGACACUGCUGGAUUCAGU
Cyprinus carpio (common carp) is the source of this 2092-nucleotide messenger RNA. RefSeq names its product gastrula zinc finger protein XlCGF7.1-like. Gene Ontology annotation, cellular component: nucleus. The record is from RefSeq and is a predicted model, not a curated record. The coding region runs from base 295 to 1179 and encodes 294 amino acids. Lineage: Eukaryota; Metazoa; Chordata; Actinopteri; Cypriniformes; Cyprinidae. The transcript has 3 exons.